UUUGACAUUUGUGAAUCUUCUGUCAUCUGUGAUUCAUUUGUUUUCCGAAUCCUCUGUUGAAAUGAAAUGAAAAAUUUCAUUUUGCAUCCAUUUUAAUCCUAGUGUUGUAUCGUUAGUUUUUUGUGCAAAAUGGCUAUGUUCCCAGGAACCGUGGCCUUUGACGAAUAUGGUCGACCAUUCAUCAUUUUGCGGGAUCAGGAAAACCAAAAACGGUUGACCGGUAUCGAUGCUUUGAAGUCGCACAUCCAAGCGGCGCGCCAGAUUGCGGGCAUCCUGCGCACAUCCCUCGGCCCGCGAGGCCUGGACAAGAUGAUGGUCUCGUCAGAUGGUGAAGUAACAGUCACCAACGACGGAGCCACUAUCCUGAAACUCAUGGAUGUGGACCACGAGAUUGGCAAGCUGAUGGUGCAACUGGCUCAGAGUCAGGAUGAUGAGAUUGGGGAUGGAACCACUGGUGUUGUUGUGUUGGCAGGUGCCCUCUUGGAACAAGCCGCUUCCCUGAUUGACAAAGGCAUCCACCCGAUCCGCAUCGCAGAUGGGUUUGAAAUGGCGGCUGCAACCGCUCUAGCCCAUCUGGACAGUAUCAGCGAGGCUUUCCCAGUCAAUAAGGACACUAGGGAGCAUCUCAUCAAGGUUGCCAAGACUACCCUCGGGAGCAAAAUUGUGGUCAAAUGUCAUCAGUUGAUGGCUGAGAUUGCGGUUGAUGCAAUCCUUUCCGUAGCGGAUUUGGAGAAACGCGACGUGAACUUCGAGCUGAUCAAAGUGGAGGGUAAAGUUGGGGGGCGCAUGGAGGACUCUAUGCUGGUGCGGGGUGUCGUCAUUGACAAGACCAUGAGCCAUCCGCAGAUGCCCAAAGUGCUCAAGGACGUGAAACUGGCAAUUCUGACGUGCCCGUUCGAGCCGCCCAAGCCCAAGACCAAGCAUAAGCUCCACGUGGGCUCGGCCGAAGAGUACCGCGACCUGCGCAAAUACGAACACGAGAAGUUCCUCGAGAUCGUCCGCAGGGUUAAGGACGCCGGAGCGACCUUGGCCAUUUGCCAGUGGGGCUUCGACGAUGAGGCAAACCACCUUCUCCUCUCCCAAGGAUUGCCAGCCGUCCGCUGGGUUGGUGGACCUGAGAUGGAACUGAUCGCCAUCGCCACUGGUGGCAGAAUAGUUCCUCGCUUUGAGGAACUGACUCCUGAUAAACUUGGCAGCUGCGGUCUGGUUAGAGAACUUACGUUCGGAACAUCCAAAGACGAGAUGCUGGUGAUCGAGCAGUGCUCCAACUCUCGCGCCGUGACGGUGCUGGUGCGGGGCGGCAACAGGAUGAUUGUGGAGGAAGUGAAACGUUCAGUGCACGAUGCGUUGUGUAUAGUGCGCAGUUUGGUGCAGGAUUCCCGAGUAGUUUACGGUGGUGGAGCAGCUGAAAUAUCUUGCUCUUUAGCGGUGGCUCGCGCAGCUGAUAAACUAUCGUCCCUGGACCAAUACGCUUACAGGGCCUUCGCUGACGCGUUAGAGGCCAUCCCUCUCGCACUCGCAGAAAACAGUGGGCUGUCUCCAAUCGAUACCCUGUCGGAACUGAAGGCGAGACAAGCGGCUGAAAACAACAUCAAUCUUGGAGUGGACUGUAUGGCUUCAAAUUCCAACGACAUGAAAGCAAUGAACGUCAUAGAGUCGCUUCACUCUAAGAAACAGCAAAUCGCGCUCGCCACUCAACUCGUCAAGAUGAUCCUGAAGAUUGACGACGUUCGCUCGCCGGCUGACCAGUAACCAUAACUUAUUUAGUUAUACAUCACUAUUAUAUUGUAAUAAAGAUUUGAACACGCAAAUAAAUAUCUGAGACUUAUUUGUAUACAUGUAACAGAUGUGUAGGAUAACUUAGUACAGUGGCUGGCAGAAAAUAUUGUACAUCGACCUUUAGAAACGGUCUUCGGCUUCGUAGAGCGUUGUCUCUGUCACUCAUAUCUAUGUGACGUUUUGUCGGUAUCAACGACAGAGACAACGCUCCACGAAACCGCUAUCUCUUUCUAAAAGUCGUACUAUUUCCUGUCGGGUACUGUACUGUUUCGUAUAAAAAAUGUUGCAGUUGUGGUAAGUCGGGUCAUGUGAUGUCAUGUUGUAAAAUCUGUUCCAUGUGCGUUAAUAUGCUCAAACAUAAAACGAUGUAUGUCAUAGAAUCGCAUCUAAGAAACGAAUAUCCGUCAUGACUCAAUUUCUUAACUCAACAACUCAAUUCAAGAACUCAACUCGUCAAGACGAUUCUUAAGAAUGAAGUGUAUAGUUAUAUUAAGUUACAUUUGUAAUUGCAUAACUUACAAUUUAUAGAGGACUAGAGGAUGCCCGCGACUUCGUCCGCGUGGAUUUAGAUUUUUAAAGAACCCGUGGGAACUGUUUGAUUUUCCGGUAUAAAAAGUUGCCUAUUACAGUGUAUUAUUUUAGUUUAUUAUAAUGUUAGAAUUUAAUUUUAUUAUUCUAUUCUAAUCUUCGCGGUAUUAAAAGUUUUUUCGUUUGCUAAAUAAGUGUAUUAAAAAAUCAAUUUUCAAAUACACACACACAUAACUUUCUAUUUUUUGAUCUUGAUAUUGCUUAUUAUGGAAUUUCAAUGUUUUUGAGUCCUAAGGACUCCUUUACAUUAUAAGAACUCGUAGAAAUUAAAAUAUCACUCGUUCCUUUA
Maniola jurtina (meadow brown) is the source of this 2656-nucleotide messenger RNA. RefSeq names its product T-complex protein 1 subunit epsilon (gene CCT5). Gene Ontology annotation, biological process: protein folding. The record is from RefSeq and is a predicted model, not a curated record. NCBI's taxonomy places the organism in Eukaryota, Metazoa, Arthropoda, Insecta, Lepidoptera, Nymphalidae. The coding region runs from base 130 to 1752 and encodes 540 amino acids. Gene Ontology annotation, cellular component: chaperonin-containing T-complex. Gene Ontology annotation, molecular function: ATP binding; ATP-dependent protein folding chaperone; ATP hydrolysis activity. The transcript is spliced from 10 exons.